Durusdinium trenchii is the source of this 1773-nucleotide messenger RNA. The record is from the annotation of a GenBank genome assembly. NCBI's taxonomy places the organism in Eukaryota, Dinophyceae, Suessiales, Symbiodiniaceae.
AUGGGGAAGAAGUUGGUGAUACUCAGUAAUUCCUCCAAGCGGUCCCCAUGGGUGCUGAAGGAGAUCCCUAAGUUGGGCUUGGAUGCUGCCGCUUUCCUGGGAGCCAUCACCUCCGGUGAAGAGGCGUGGAAGGCCCUACGAGAGCGAUCUGGGCAGCGCUGCGUGUGGCUGUCCAAAGUGGACGGGAGCGGAGUCACCGACUAUUUGGAGGGUACCGGCGUGUCGCUGGCUGAUGUGGAUGAAGCAGAUUUCAUCUUGAAUGGUGGUACAGCCGCUAUCAGGACUCAGGAUUGCAUGUGGCCAGUGGACUGUGAAGAGACGGGGAAUUUGGAGCCCUAUACAGAGCUCUUCAAGUUGGCCAUCUCGCGUGGGCUGCCCAUGAUUUGCGCGAACCCCGACUUCCGCUCACCGGCGAAGCCGGGCAAGCGGCAGGAAUAUUGCGCGGGCUAUGUUGCGCAGCAUUACGAGGAGUUAGGUGGCGUGGUCCAGUACUUCGGAAAGCCUCACAGCCCUCACUUCGAAGCUGCCCGCAGGUUCUUGGGCGACGUGGCUUGGAACGUGUCUGGCAGUGGGUCAAAACAGGGGGAUGCUGGUCAGAAUCGAUUUACCAUGGUUUACCAGACGUGGCCAAGCUUUACCAGGACUUGGAUCUUCAGGUUUUCACCCACUUUGGCCCUGGGGCUCCUGGUGGCUGCGUGCCACGUGGGUGACUCCAUGAUCCACGACGUGGCUGGAGCUCGUGCGGCUGCACUGCCGGUGGUCUUCGUGGCGGGAGGCAUUGAGCACCAGGAGACCGGAGACCUGAAGCGCAGACUGGCUAGAGUUGCCUACCAGGAGCUGGGCAUCGAGCCGGGGCAGACGCCCACGCCGGACGCCUUGCUGCGUUUGGCCGAGCGGUAUGGCAUCCAGCCGCUCGUGCAGUUGGGGAGUUGGGGAGGCCAGACCAUGUGGUGCCGCUGGCCAUGUGGAAUUGAAAAGCGCAGUUGGUGCUGCGGGGCGUGCGAGGUUUACUGGUCCGAGCGCAUUUUGGGAGAGCCGCUACUUGCGCGAGAUGUGGAGCGACAGGUCUUACACCUGGGCAACGGCAACUCGCCCCUGCCGGAGGAUAUGUUCGAUGCCGGCUAUGUCCAGCAGACUGCCGUGGACAUCUCAGAGGCUGCUAUGACCCACAUGGAAGCUCGAAACCGUGGCUGCCGACCUUCCAUUGUUUGGAAGGCUGCAGACUGCCGAAGAUUGGACAUUCCCAGCGAUAGCUUCCCAUUGGUGGUGGACAAAAGCACUCUGGACGCCUUUUUCUGUCAUGACCAGCACGCGUUGGCCAUCAUGGAGUUUGUGAAGGAGGCCUUCCGAGUCACUGCGGUGGGCGGAGCCUUGAUCUCGGUCAGCAUGCACCGCCCCAAGUCGGUGCUGCCUUGGCUGCGCCACAAGGCCUUCGCGUGGAAUGUCACCACGAUCCCCAUCGAGGAUGGGCAGCCGAGCGCCCGCGCCCGGCCCAGGUGUCAUGCAUACAUUUGUGGCCCCAAGCGCUGUGAGGCCCAGAAGUCCUUGGAGGUGCAUUGGCCCCGGCUCUACGCGCAGGUCACUGAACAUCCAGAUUCUGACCUUUCAAGCUCCAGUGCAUCCGAGGACUCAGAUGAAGCGAGGACUGGCGAAGCUGUUCCACUUGAGGAGAUCUGGAGUGAAAAAUAUCGCGGGAGCGAGUGGGACGUGUUCAGAUCAAAGCGACGUGUAUAUAGCGACAUUGGGAUUUUAGAUGUUCAUGGUAGGCGGUAG